Molecule: messenger RNA, 1160 nt
Organism: Nicotiana tabacum (common tobacco)
Lineage: Eukaryota; Viridiplantae; Streptophyta; Magnoliopsida; Solanales; Solanaceae
Source: RefSeq, a predicted model, not a curated record
AGACAACACAUUAGAUUUUUGAAAAGGGUGAAAACCCUAGUAAAAAUCCCAUCUUUUCUCAUUAUUCAAGAGGAACAACCUUAACCCCCUUUGAAUAGCUCUCUCUCUCAUUAUUCAUUUUUGAGAAACCUUCAGCCGUUUGCUUCUCUUAGGUACUGAUGUCGGCCGGAGUUGACCGUCGAUCGGUGAUUGUAUACCAUGGCAGCUGCCAACCUUGCUUCAUUGUCUUCCUAAUUAUGUUGCUACUAUUUGUCGCCAUUGCCGGAGGUGAUGACCGGCCAGGCGGUGACGCCACUGCUACUCUUUCUUCCCUUUCACCUCUCCUCUUAUUUUUCACCGUCACAUCGCCGAAAAUGGCCAAAUCCAGCGAGUCCAAAGGUUUAAAACACGUCGGGAUUUUCAGAUCUCGCCGGAGAAAUUUAUGCUGGCAGAUCCCUUUCUUCCCCAUCUCUUAUUUCUCAUCUUCAUGUGCUAUUAUAAAAGAUAAAACCAAAUCAAAAAAAAAUAGUUUUGUUCGCUGGCUAAACACAGGCAGACCUGGCCAGAAUUGGAAUUUUUUUGGCGACCUCUAUAACGCGAGUCACCGCCGGUGAUUUUGUUCCGACGGUCUGCUGGUUUUCCGGUCACUAUCCGUUUGUCUUGGUAUUUUUAUGUUGUUGGUGGAUUUACUUAUGGUGAACGGGAAUUAUACCAGAUCUGGCCGGAAUCUUGAAUGUUACACCUUUGAUAUUUUAUUAUGAGGAAAUGGAACUCCUAUCUGGGCUAUAGCUACUGUUUUUUGUUUCUUUCGUUAGCGAUGUUUGGUUAUUUUUCCGUUCCCGCUAUUGCUUGAUUACUUACUGUGUUUUAUUUGGAAAACUGAAGUGCAAAACUGUGGGAGACUUGGACGAGGACCUUCGGGCAUCCACACUAAAAGGAUUUCAUUCACUUUGUUGAUCUUACCGUUGUUGCCAUGACACUUUUCUUGUCUUCUAGUUGAUUGAGUAACACGCUGCUCCUAUUCAGUGACGGAGCCACAUUUAACCAAGGGGUGUCAAUCGACAUCCCUUCGCCGGAAAAUUACGUUGUAUUGCUAGAUAAAAUUUUCUGUUUUAUGUAUAUUUACUAUACGUUGACUCCCCUAAACUUUUUAGUAUAUCUAUUUUUUUAAUAUUUUUUCA